Salvia hispanica is the source of this 960-nucleotide messenger RNA. NCBI's taxonomy places the organism in Eukaryota, Viridiplantae, Streptophyta, Magnoliopsida, Lamiales, Lamiaceae. The record is from RefSeq and is a predicted model, not a curated record.
AUGGAAAGCCUAAUCAACAAAAAAUUGAAGAUGUUUGCCUCUUCCUCCUCAUACGCACCACCAUCGCCGCCGUGGACCGAAUUACCCGAUGAUUUGACAAUGAAUAUCCUGCAAAGGCUGCGCAUUGAAGAUAUGAUGAGAGCGCAGUUGGUGUGCAGUACAUGGUGGAGAAUCUGCAAGAAUUCAUCCUUGUGGCGCGUGAUUGAUUUGGAUUGUCAACAAUGGGGGAGCGAGGAAUUCGAUGACAUAUGCCGUUUUGCAGUGGAUCGUAGCCAGGGACAAUUGGUCGACCUUUCAGUUACUAGUUUUGCUGGAGUCUAUAGGUUUCUAAAUUACGCUUCUAAGCGAUCAAGUCAGCUACAAUGCCUUUACGUUGAAGAGUGUUAUACAGCAGAAAUUGAUGUAACUGAUGUGGUAAAAAGACUUCCACUAUUGGAAGAGUUGCAUCUUAUCAUGGAUCCAAUGCUCAGUCCCAAAGAUUUUGAAACUAUUAGUAUCUCUUGCCCCAUGUUGAAAUCAUUCACAUAUUUCAACAAGUGGAGAGGUUAUCCACAAUUUACUGAGCAUGCUGUAGCUAUUGGAAAAAACAUGCCUAACCUGCGCCAUCUCCGACUUUUUUCACACAAGAUUGAAAAUAAGGGACUGGAAGCGAUUCUCGAUGGCUGCACCGGCCUAGAAACACUUCAUCUUCGGGAAUGCUCCGGUCUUGAUCUACAAGGGAGUCUAGGCAAAAGAUGUUAUGACCAAAUAAAAGAUUUUAUACUCCAUUCUGAGUCUUGUCAAUCUGAACAUGAUUCUGAGUCUUCUCAUGAAUCUGAAGGUGAUUAUGCGGAUUCUGAUUGGGAUGAUGACGAUGAUUCAUCAAAUGAUAACUUAUCGCAAGGAAACUUCUAUGAUAGUGGUUAUGAAUAUGAUCUAGCUGAUUUUGUUAAGAUUCAAGAUUUUGAUGGUUAUUACUAG